Amphimedon queenslandica is the source of this 1447-nucleotide messenger RNA. RefSeq lists its product as uncharacterized. The record is from RefSeq and is a predicted model, not a curated record. The transcript is spliced from 5 exons. NCBI's taxonomy places the organism in Eukaryota, Metazoa, Porifera, Demospongiae, Haplosclerida, Niphatidae. Gene Ontology annotation, molecular function: glycosyltransferase activity. The coding region runs from base 31 to 1407 and encodes 458 amino acids. Gene Ontology annotation, cellular component: cytoplasm.
UUUUUAAUCACCUACCAACAAUUGGCAACAAUGAAGAAGGUUGUAGUUGUGGGCGCGAUACUGGCUGUCUCUUUAUUACUUUUUUAUCUGGUCUUUAUAACAUUGAAUGGUAAAAAGGAACCUGAGGGUAGUCUAGUUCGAGGUCAAGUUGACAUUGCUCAAGCCUCUGUUCAACCAGGAGCUCGACCAGGAGUACACAAAAAGGAGCCAGUUCACACAAAAUUUUAUCAUCCAGCGAAACCAGAAGAGCUAUGGGAAUCAAUGGAUGAAAAGAGAUUAGUGGUGAGGAGACUUGCUUAUUAUGACACUCGCAUUGACGACCAUCCAGCAAUAAUGUUCAAUGCAAUGUAUGAUUUACGUCAUGCUGAGAAACCUAAUGUCUUUGUUGAGUUAAGGUACUCGGAUAAACCGACAAAGUGUCUUCAGUUAGAGUACAAGUCACAGAGUGGCUCUCUGAGUGACGCAAUGCAGGAGUUUUACGUGUAUUUCCUCUUGUGGACCAAAGAUCCAGUCAAAGAGAGACCAGAGACUGUUGCUCUUACUCUUGAUAAAGAUUGCGGCAAAGAUAAACUGUCGAGUAGCAUCAGUGUACAGGGUCUAGUCCCAGGACCCAAUGCUGUGAAGUAUGCAGUCUGUCUCCACAAGGCACUUUUUGGGAUAUCUGAUCCACAGGUAGUUGUGGACUGGGUUGAGAUAAAUAGAGAACUUGGUGCUGAAUUAUUAAUGUUGUACUACCAAGAUGUGCCAGAGAUCAUGUAUACCAUACUUCAACCAUACAUUGAGACUGGCCUGUUGGAAGUUAUUGAUUGGAGUCUCAAGGAACCAAGUAUUCCGAAGAUGCAUACUCUUGACAAUGGGAUGUCAGCUGUCAUCAAUGAAUGCAUAUACAGGAGCAUGAACAGAGUCAAAUACUUAUCACUGACUGAUAUAGAUGAAUUCAUUGUACCAGAGUCUAAAUUUGAAAAGGUUGGAGACAUGAUGGAGUAUCUUGAAGAAAAAACAAAGUCAAAACCAGUCUCAGCUUACAGGUUUCAUAAUACGUAUUACUUUGAAGACCCAGUAUCAGUACCUCAAGUUAAAGACGUGUCUUUUUGUCCUAAAAUGAAGCUACCUCGCUACUUCAGACGAACACAAAGAGCUACACAUGCAGAGAAAUAUGGAUCAGACAAACUAGUGGUCAAGACAAGAGCAGUUAACGUGGUUCAAGUUCACUUUGUUGUAGAUAAACAAAAAGAAUAUGAAGCAGAAUAUGAAGUACCUAAUGACAUUGGUAGGAGCAAUCACUAUAGGUGGCCUUAUAGAAUGGCUGAUUUUACUCCUCAUGAAUACAGUGAUAUAAUGGGGAGAUAUGCUGGUACUGUAAUACCUAGAAUAAAAUCUGUUAUGUGCAAAUCUGAUAAAAAUUAAUAUUAUUAUUAUUGUAAUUAUUAGUUUUAUUUAUUUAUUA